AUGUUCAGCUCUAUGUACGGCACUUCAAUUGCCAUAUUCGCAAUCCAUUUCGUCUACAGAUACGUGACUGUAACAGGUCACUCCCUCCAGUCAACAUUCGUCUCGUGGAAGUUCAUAAUUUGGUUGUUUUUUCCUUUUGUUUUUGGACUAUUAUGGAGUGUGGUUAUCAAUUUGACACUUACCGCGAAUCCAGCCGGGGAUUUGCUUUUAGAACAAGAAUAUCUGUCAAAAACCAAUCACUCAAUAAAUCAAGUUUCCUACAUUGGAACGUACUUUUUUCCCAGAACAGUGAAUGGAACAAACUAUUUCAGUGUGAGACCAUUCAUUGGGAUUGGAUGUAUGCUGGCUGCAAAUUUUGUAUCAAUUAUGGUCAUUCUAUCCUACGGAUACAAAUGCUAUAUUCAUAUGAAGACAGUCCUUCCCACUACUUCUCAGUCUUCUCAGUUCAAAAACCUUCAGACUCAAUUAUUUUAUGCUCUAUUCUUCCAAACACUCAUUCCAAUCAUCUUGAUGCACACUCCUGCAUUUUUUAUUUUCAUUGCCACGUUCAUGGACAGAUCUUGUGAACUACUCGGACAAAUACCUUCGAUUACAAUUGUUUUGUAUCCAUCUCUCGAUCCUCUACCAAAUAUUUUCAUAAUUCGUAAUUAUAGAGAUGCAACUAUUUGUGAGCUGUGUGCAGAGUUGCUGGCAAAUUUCAAUCAUAUUUCAGAUUAUGUGAAAUCGGUUAUUUCACUGACAACAUCGAAUCCAUCAGCUGGAUGCGAAACAUUUGAAAGAGGAACUUACACGACGAACUUCAAUAACACUUCCAAUCUGACCCGGUACAGUUAUUCAACUCAACUUUUGAAAAAUGGAUCAUGGUCGUAUACUUAUAAAAUAUCAAAAGUUUGUCCGUCUAAAUGGGUUUACUUCAAGAGAAGUCUUGGAGAAUGGUGUGUUAGACUGUAUUCGGAAUAUUUGAAUCAAACGGAAGCAACUAAAAAAUGUGAGAAGCAAGGAGCAGUUUUAACAGGAUUAGAGAGUACAGCAGAACGAGAUUAUCUAUGGAAUAUUGCAAGUACAACUUUUAAUGUGGAUGGAUUGACGAAAGUUUGGAUAAACGGAGUUCGAAGAAAGGGAUGUCAACUGAUCGGAGUGAAGCAGUUUCCGGCAGGAUGUGGUGGACUGGCAGGAUUCAAUUUCACUGAUAAACAACUCUCAAAGAAAGAAGGACUCAGUUGGACGGAGCACAAUCCAGAUGGUUUACGAUAUGAGUUAUCGGAUAUCUAUCAGGAUUGUCUUGUCAUGUGGAUCAGACCGAAUCAGAAAUUAAUUGAUGACGUUUUAUGCAAUUCAUAUUUGGAUCCCAAUGGAAACGAGAUACGUGGCUACGCAUGCGGAAAAGAAGCCGGAUAA
Messenger RNA from Caenorhabditis remanei, 1398 nucleotides. RefSeq lists its product as uncharacterized. The coding region runs from base 1 to 1398 and encodes 465 amino acids. The record is from RefSeq and is a predicted model, not a curated record. Lineage: Eukaryota; Metazoa; Nematoda; Chromadorea; Rhabditida; Rhabditidae. Gene Ontology annotation, biological process: olfactory behavior; G protein-coupled receptor signaling pathway. Gene Ontology annotation, molecular function: G protein-coupled olfactory receptor activity. The transcript is spliced from 8 exons.